Messenger RNA from Hibiscus syriacus, 655 nucleotides. RefSeq names its product photosystem I reaction center subunit IV B, chloroplastic-like. Gene Ontology annotation, biological process: photosynthesis. Lineage: Eukaryota; Viridiplantae; Streptophyta; Magnoliopsida; Malvales; Malvaceae. The transcript has 5 exons. The record is from RefSeq and is a predicted model, not a curated record. The coding region runs from base 129 to 560 and encodes 143 amino acids. Gene Ontology annotation, cellular component: photosystem I; photosystem I reaction center.
GGUAGCCAAAGAAAAAUAAGGAAAAACCAAUUCAUUUAACGCCUCUCAAUCUCUCUCUUUGCUUUUUCCCCCCUCAAACAUUUCUUCGCCACACCUCUCCUUUACAGAGACAUCCGAAGAGUGAAGACAUGGCUAGCUGCUCCAGCAUGGCAUCGGCUGCUUCAGUGUUCUUGCGAACACCCAAUGUUCCAAGCUCGGCAGCUUCCAAGACCACCAACAUGGUCUUUUACCCUUCAAGAAACAACAAAAACACAAGGCUUGUUGUGAGGGCGGCUGGGGCGGAGGCUUCACCGCCGUCUCCAGCCCCAGCAACCACCACUGCACCACCCGAAGGUGGCGAAGCCCCGAAGCCUAAGCCACCUCCAAUUGGACCAAAAAGAGGCACCAAGGUGAAGAUUCUAAGGAAGGAGUCGUACUGGUACAACAGCUACGGUUCAGUUGUUACAGUUGACCAGGAUCCCAAGACUCGGUACCCAGUUGUGGUUCGAUUCAACAAAGUGAAUUACGCCAAUGUAUCUACCAAUAACUACGCACUGGAUGAGAUUGCAGAAGUUAAAUGAGUCACUGUUGCAUUUUGUAAUAUCUUUAGUUUUCAAUGUUCAUAUAUAUAUAUAUAUAUAUAUAUAUAUAUAUAUAUAUAUAUAUAUAUAUUAUU